Carassius carassius (crucian carp) is the source of this 2246-nucleotide messenger RNA. It is a transcript of the gene smpd5, whose product is annotated as sphingomyelin phosphodiesterase 5. Gene Ontology annotation, molecular function: sphingomyelin phosphodiesterase activity. Bases 212 to 1819 code for a protein of 535 amino acids. Gene Ontology annotation, biological process: sphingomyelin metabolic process. Gene Ontology annotation, cellular component: extracellular region; cytoplasm. The record is from RefSeq and is a predicted model, not a curated record. NCBI's taxonomy places the organism in Eukaryota, Metazoa, Chordata, Actinopteri, Cypriniformes, Cyprinidae. The transcript has 8 exons.
GCGCGCGCGUCAACACCGCUGGAGGCACAGGAGCAUCAGGAGAGUCACGUAAACCGCGUUCGGUGAAUCAGAAAGCUGUCCGGUGAACGAACGGACCGUGAUGAGCCACAACAUCAGCACGCGUUCACGACAAACCCCGCUCAGAGUUCCAGCGCUUGUGUGGAGGAUCUGAGAUGUGAACGUGUGUUUCACUGGCGUGCGGCGCUGAGGCAUGUCUUUAAGAGAGUCUCCUUUCCCCAAUUUCUUCCUGGAAGGCCUCCAUGCCGUAGGAUGGGGUCUGAUCUUCCCUUGUUUCUGGUUCCUGGACCGUCUCCUCGCCGUCUGCAUCUCCACCAGUCUGGAGCGCAUGUGGCGGCGCGAGAUGGAGUGCUACCUCCACCCGCUCCAGGUCGUCUUUGGCUCCGUCCUCUUCUUCAUCCUGUUCGUGAUCUCCACGCCGUUCGCGCUGCUGGGGUUCGUGCUGUGGGCACCGCUGCAGGCCGUACGCCGGCCGUUCGCGUAUCACCAUCAAGAGCAGAUCAUUCCUAUGGAGGACCGUAAUGCUAGAUGGGAAGAGACCGGGAAAGUCAGCUUUGGGUUUUUGACGGGAAACCUGUGUCUGCUUCCCGACGGUGUCGCACGCUUUAACAACCUCGGGCACACACAAAAACGCGCGGCGUACAUCGGGAAAAGCAUCGUCCAAGGCGUCACCCGCCCUCACAUCCGUAUUUUCGUCGAUUCUCCCAGCAGCUGCGGCGUUGUUACGCCCUCCAACAGUUUCAUCCCACAACCGCCGCCAUCCGCGUAUGGAUCCAUCGAUGUUUUCGCGGCCAAUCAGACGGAAGAUGUUUCCGAAGCCGACGGCAUUCCCAAACCCAACCCUCACAAGCAUCCGCCUCGGCUCGCUGACGUCCCGGUGGAAGUGUCCGCUCUGUUCCCGUCCUCCGUGGAUGUCGUGUGUCUCCAGGAGGUUUUCGAUAAGCGAGCUGCUAUGAAGCUCACGCGAGCGCUCGCUCCGCUCUACGGACACGUGCUCUACGACGUCGGCGUCUACGCCUGCCAGCCGGCUGGAGCGUGCUCGUCUUUUAAGUUUUUUAACAGCGGUUUGUUUCUUGCUAGUCGCUUUCCCGUGAUGGAGGCUGAGUAUCGCUGCUUUCCCAACGGACGAGGAGAAGACGCUCUGGCUGCUAAAGGACUGCUCACUGUAAAGGUGGAAAUCGGGUUGCAAAAAGGUGAAAAGAAAAUGGUGGGGUAUAUUAACUGCACUCACCUGCACGCUCCUGAAGGGGAAGGAGCCAUUCGCUUCGAGCAGCUGAACAUGGUGACCAAAUGGAUCAAUGAGUUCCAGGCAGUGACCAGACGAGAAGAUGAGAUGGUGAUGUUUGAUGUGCUCUGUGGAGACUUUAACUUUGACAACUGCUCUCCUGACGACAGGCUGGAGCAAAGCCACGGUGUGUUUGAGGAGUACACGGACCCCUGCAGAGCCGCAGCUGGCAGAGAGAAGCCCUGGGUCAUCGGAUCGCUGUUGGAGCAGCCCACGCUGUACGAUGAGAACAUGAGGACCCCCGACAGCCUGCAGCGGACUCUGGAGACUGAAGAGCUGCGUAAGGACUAUAUUUCUCCUCCGGUGGCGGUCGAAGGUGUUCCUCUGGUCUAUCCUGAGCCUGAUGAGCCCUGGACGGGACGCCGGAUCGAUUACCUCCUGUAUCGAGAGAGCUCUGUCUCCAGCCACGGCAAAACUGAGCUGGAGGAGAUGACGUACGUGACGCAGCUGGCUGGACUCACAGAUCACGUUCCUCUGGCCUUCAGACUCUCCGUCUCUCUGGACACACCGCACUAAAACAGAGAGAUGCUUACUUAUUAGUGGACCAGACUGAUGAGGACACUUUAAAAUAUCCAGCAGAACGAAACAAAGUGCUUCAGAACACUAGUUCACCUAAGAAUGAAUAUUUAUAGCUAUUAUCCAUUCACACUCGUAUGGGUUAAGGAUGACAGGAUCAUGUUUAGUGAUCAGUAAAAGAAGACGCCUUUCAUUUGAAGUGCUUGAGAUGUGGAGAAACACCAAAUAUGACUUUAUGAAUAACGAUAUAAUCAAAGCAAUAGUUCUGGCACUCGUUCCUAUGCAUCUGUACAGUGCCAGAGGUUAUGUAAGAUUAGAUAUUACAAACACAAAGGGAAAAUACUGUUUUGUUUUUUCUUCUUCAUGACAACAAAGAAAUGAUAUUUGGAAAUAUAUUUUAAUAAAAGGGUCAUUUUUUUUCAUAACA